AUUUAAAAUGAAAUUAUGAUCACAAACUGUGACAUAAUGACUCAUUUUUAUAUUACACCGAAUAUCUUUACUUAGACGGAACAAACGAGCUAGCAAGUAAAAUGAGAGCAGAACUGAAAACAUGGAAUCAGGGGCAAUUACGACAUUUUCAUCUGGCACAAUACGGCAUACGCUAAGCUUAAAAUCUAAUGAAACUUGCUUUAUCAUCAUCUCCGAGCUCCAGAAACCUCGUCAUAUCUGCAUAUCAAUGGCGGCAGCAGAACAAAUUCUGGAACUAUUCGAUUCGUAUUGGUUCAAGACCGCAGUUCUGAGCAAGAAAUCCCCUUUAUCUUCAUCGUCUCCAGCUUCAACCCAAAACACUUUUCCUCAACCACGACGACGAGGAGUAGCUAUUAGGUCCUUCACUGAUCACCAAGCCACGGUGGCCGCCUCCACCACCACCGCCGCUACAAAGAGUAGUUCUCUCUGGGAAGAAGGAGGUAACAGAAAAAGGGUCAGGGAUCAAUCGGGUCACAACGUUCGACCCAGAAUAGAGCUUGAGAUUAGGGAGCUGAAAGGGUUUAUGGAUCUAGGGUUUGUGUUCUCCGAGGAAGACAAGGGUUGUUCGAGGUUGGUGUCUCUGAUUCCUGGGCUGCAGAAAAUGGGAAGAAGGAGCAAAGAAGAAGAAGAAGAAGAAGAAGGAAGCGUCAAGCAAAGGAAAAUGAUUAAUCCAUGGAGUUGGAGUACUGGUGAGACUGACAUGAAACAAAGUCUUAGAUUUUGGGCUCACUCAGUUGCUUCCCUCUCAUUUCAGCGUCAACAUAAUUAAGUUUGUUUCCUAAUCUAAUUAAAAGUACCCCUUUUCAUGUUCAUACAUACAAAGUAAAGUUUGCUUUGUGUUUCUUAAAGAAGAGGACACAAGUAAUCAGGAAGCAAACCUGAUCUCUUGUUACAUGAUAAUAUGAACAAUGAGCUUUUUCUCUUUUUAAUUUUUAUCAUGUAUCCUAGCAUGUUGUUUGCAAGAAUAUUAGAGACUAAAUUUGUGUCGAUGAUGAUAUCUAGAAUCAUUACUGUA
Neltuma alba is the source of this 1054-nucleotide messenger RNA. RefSeq lists its product as uncharacterized. The record is from RefSeq and is a predicted model, not a curated record. Lineage: Eukaryota; Viridiplantae; Streptophyta; Magnoliopsida; Fabales; Fabaceae. The transcript has a single exon. Bases 122 to 808 code for a protein of 228 amino acids.